CUUUGGGGCACCACUCACCGGCAAUGGGUUCAGGUGGGUUGUAUAUAUAGCGGCGGCGGGGUUGAUCGUCGAAUCAGUACCGUCUCUGGUCUCGCUAUCUCUACAGGUGUUUUUUUCGAAAAAGGUCCCGUUGGAAAGCAUAAAAUUGAAACGUGCUUCCAGGGAAGAGUCGUUGUGCAAGAUGCGAAUGUUUAUUGUCCCCUGCUGCCUAGCCUUGCUGGUGGCACUUGCUACCGCCGAUGGCAGAGGCAAACCGGCAGCAGCGGAUCAGAACGUCGCUGCGAGUGAGAGAAGCGUAGAAGCUGAGCAGAAACAGGACCGGAAUCUGGAAAAACGUGGAAUCUCUCUGGACGACUGGAGCACGGCUGAGGGCCAACAUCAACAGCUGCAGCUGCACCAGCAGCCACAGUUCGAGACCCAGGAAGCUCACGUAGCCAGCGAAUACCAGGCGCACUAUGCCCAGCAGCCACAGAGCCACCAACAGCAGCCUCAACAGCUCCUGCAGACGGCACCACAGACCUUCUAUCAACCACAAGCCCAGCCCCAGGCUCACUUCCAGCACCAAGCACAGACACAGACCUUCUUCCAAGCUCACCCGCAGCCGCAUGAGCAGCAACACUACCACGUGCCCCAGCACAUGCACUUGGUUCAUCUGCCACCUCAGCAAAUGUACCAUUUCCAACCGGAGCCGCAUCACCAUGAAGAGAUCAAGACCGUGACGGUCGAGAAGAAGGUCCCAGUGCCGUACACCGUAGAAAAACACGUCCCGUACACUGUUCACAAGAAGGUGCCCUAUGAGGUAAAGGUCCCGAUCCCGCAGCCCUACGUCGUGGAGAAGAAGGUCCCAUACACUGUCAAGGAAUACGUUAAGGUCAAGGAAUAUGUCCCGGAACCGUACACCGUCUACACGAAGGUCCCCUACGAGGUGAAGGUUCCAGUCGACAAGCCAUACAAGGUUGAAGUUCCUGUGCCAAAGCCGUACGUGGUUGAGAAGAAGGUCCCUUACGAGGUCAAGGUUCCAGUUCCAGUACCGUACACUGUCGAGAAGAAGAUCCCAUAUGAAGUCAAGUACGAAGUUCCAGUUCCCAAGCCUUACACAGUCAUCAAGAAGGUCCCUUAUGAGGUGAAGGUCCCAGUCGACAAGCCAUACAAGGUCGAAGUCGAGAAGCCUUAUCCAGUGGAAGUGAAGAAACCAUACCCUGUUGUCGUCGAAAAGAAGAUCCCAUACGAAGUCAAGGUCCCAGUCGACAAGCCGUACCACGUUGAGGUACCAAAGCCCUACAAGGUCGAAGUCAAGGUCCCAGUGCCAGCUCCGUACACCGUCGAGAAGAAGAUCCCUUAUACCGUGGAAAAGCCCGUGCCAUACACGGUGAAGGUUGAAAUCGACCGUCCGGUCCCGGUUUACAAGGAAGUGAAAUUCGCCGUCACGAAGGAAGUGCCACUCCCCGUCAAGGAGAAACAGUACGUGCCAGUCCCAGUACAGCACCCGCCAGUUCACCAGUUCAGCCACCACCACGGACAAGAAUCGCACUUCCUGCCCCAGCAGACUGAGCUGCACCUGCCGCAGCACAGUCAGCCAGAGGUUCAGUACACCCAGGAGCAGCCACACUACCAGCAGCAAGCUCAUGAGCAACAGCACUGAGACAACCCCAAUUCACCUUUCCAAGGGUGCGACUUCGAUGGACGUCCCGCUCCACUUUUGUGAUAAUUGUGAAUAUAUUUAACACGUUUAGUAUUAAAGUCUUGGAAUCGCUCGCCCCACUGCCAAGAUGAAGGGACUGAAUACUCGAAAAACGCUGAAGCCCGCCGAAAUUAUUGCUGACAUUGAGCUCUCACUCUCAGAAGUUCUUCCGAGGGACCAGCUUUUUUCUAGUCGUAUAAAAUAAACGCCAAACCCCGUUGUUACGUUCGUAUAAAAAGAAAUGCUUCUUCUAUGCGUUGUUGAAUAGUCGUGUAACUUGAUUGAAAUAAAAAUUGAUACGUAAAAAUAUGAA
Aedes albopictus (Asian tiger mosquito) is the source of this 1994-nucleotide messenger RNA. RefSeq names its product titin. NCBI's taxonomy places the organism in Eukaryota, Metazoa, Arthropoda, Insecta, Diptera, Culicidae. The coding region runs from base 182 to 1642 and encodes 486 amino acids. The transcript is spliced from 4 exons. The record is from RefSeq and is a predicted model, not a curated record.